AUGACUGUCCCUCAGCCAUCCAACGGCUCAACAGCCAAGUCAACGGGAGUCAAGGUCGUGAUUGUCGGGGCCGGAUUUGGUGGCUUGACAGCUGCAAUCGAGUGUCACCGUCAAGGACACACCGUGGAAGUAUACGAGUCAUUUCCAGAGCCCAAGGCCCUGGGCGACAUCAUUUCGUUCGGUCCUAACGCAGGUCGCAUCUACCGACGCUGGUCAAACGGAGCUAUCGCAGAUCGCUUGAGGCCGCUCAGCAUUAAUUUGAAAGACCACGGUUUCAAAAUCCACAAGUGGACGGGAGAGCUUGUACACACGCAGCUCACCCCUCCAGCUGAUCCAGAGGCGCCAGCAUUCAAUGGUCACCGAGGCGAGCUACACACUGUUGUUUUCAAUUAUGCCAAGGAUGAGCUGGGCAUUCCCAUUCACCUUGGCCAAAGAGUCACGAAAUAUUUCGAGGACGAAAACGAGGCAGGAAUUAUUCUUGACAGCGGGGAAAGGUCUCAGGUCACCGCAGAUGUUGUUAUUGGGGCCGAUGGAGUGCGCUCCAAGGCACGCGAGCUCGUUCUAGGUUACUUUGACAAGCCAAAGUCGAGUGGAUAUGCUGUAUACCGCGCAUGGUUUUCAAACACGGAUAUGAUUCGUGAUCCGCGAACGAAACAUUUCUGCGAGAAUGGCGACACAUUUAAUGGCUGGAUUGGGCCUGAUGUGCACUUCCUUUUCUCGACCAUUAAGAACGGGCAAGACUGUUGUUGGGUUCUAACUCACAAGGACGAAGCCGAUAUCGAAGAAUCCUGGUCCUUCCCGGGCAAGCUCGAAGACGUAUAUAAGGUCAUUGAAGGAUGGGAUCCAAUCUGCAAAGCCAUCGUCGAGAAAACACCCGAGGUAGUCGAUUGGAAGCUCGUGUACAGAGACCCACUGCCCCGGUGGGUGAGCGAUCACGGGCGUAUCGCACUGCUUGGUGAUUCGGCGCAUCCCUUCCUCCCCACAUCCGCCCAAGGUGCGACGCAAGCAAUGGAAGAUGGAGUGGUACUAGCUGUUUGUCUGAAGCGGGGUGGAAAGGGAAACAUCUCUACUGCGGUACGUGCGUACCAAGAGAUCCGGUAUGAUCGUGUGAGGGCCGUUCAGAAGACGGGUGAGACUACCCGUGAUAUGUGGCAUAAGGCGGAUUGGGAUGAAGUUGCGAAAGAUCCGGCAUCCAUUCAGCUUCCUCGUGAGGAUUGGGUGUUCAAGUUUGACGCUGAAAAGAAUGCCGAGGAAACAUAUGACGAGGUGGCUAAGCAAUUGCAGUGA
Messenger RNA from Penicillium daleae, 1287 nucleotides. Its product is annotated as MAK1-like monooxygenase. Gene Ontology annotation, biological process: secondary metabolite biosynthetic process. Gene Ontology annotation, molecular function: monooxygenase activity; FAD binding. Bases 1 to 1287 code for a protein of 428 amino acids. The transcript is spliced from 6 exons. NCBI's taxonomy places the organism in Eukaryota, Fungi, Ascomycota, Eurotiomycetes, Eurotiales, Aspergillaceae. The record is from RefSeq and is a predicted model, not a curated record.